This is a messenger RNA of Racocetra fulgida, 444 nucleotides long. Lineage: Eukaryota; Fungi; Glomeromycota; Glomeromycetes; Diversisporales; Gigasporaceae. The record is from the annotation of a GenBank genome assembly.
AUGAAUCAAAUUAUUGGUUUAAUUAAUAAUGAAGGACAAGCAUCACAUAAUAAGCAAUCAAAAGCUGGCACGCUUAAUUUAAGUGAUAUUGUACAUGUUUCAAUGCUUGACGAUAGUGAAAAUUAUAGUGAAAACUUUCCUGAAAAUGCUAAUAAUGAGAGUGUUGAAAUUAAUACACCUGACAGUGAUAUUGAUACUGAUGAUGACUCGAUAUGCAAUGAAUCAGUUAUUAAAGAAUGGACUGAAACUAAUAACGAAGACGAAAAUGAGAAAUUUGAAGAAAUCAGUGUAGAAACAUUAGAUACUGCUGACAUACUUAAUUGUCAUCCAGUUAAUCAUGAAAAUUCAAAACUAGAACUUCAAAAUAUUUUUUCGCGUUUCUUACCUCCUCCCUCAUUUGUUCGUACUCUUCAACAAGAUAUGGACAAUAUUGAAGUACCAUAG